Molecule: messenger RNA, 1852 nt
Organism: Leucoraja erinaceus (little skate)
Lineage: Eukaryota; Metazoa; Chordata; Chondrichthyes; Rajiformes; Rajidae
Product: probable G-protein coupled receptor 139
Exons: 1
Coding region: 179-1015 (278 amino acids)
Biological process (GO): G protein-coupled receptor signaling pathway
Cellular component (GO): membrane
Molecular function (GO): G protein-coupled receptor activity
Source: RefSeq, a predicted model, not a curated record
AUUUUGUUGGGCAGCGCUGACUCGGUGGGCCAAAUGGCCUGUUUCCACGUUAUAUCUAUAAACUAAAUUAAACUAACCCCUUGUGCCUGCCUCGUCUCAUUCUGCAGUCAACCUAGUGGCGAUUGUGAUCCUAUCCCGCGGAAAAUGCGGCCUCUCCACCUGCACCACUCGCUACCUGAUGGCCAUGGCAGUGGCCGAUAUAAUGGUUAUUAUCAACGAGGUGAUUUUCCUUCGGAUCAAUGUUCAUUAUUUCCCGGUCUGUUUCCUGUACAUCACGGUUGUGUGUAGCGUUGUCAAUGUGUUCCGUCGCGCAGCCACUGACUGUUCCGUCUGGUUCACCGUCACUUUCACCUUCGAUCGGUAUGUCGCCAUUUGUUGCCAGGAGCGGAAAACAAAAUAUUGCACCGGGAAAACUGCGACUACGGUUCUCGCAACAACCGGCGCACUACUCUGUCUGAAAAACAUUCCCUAUUACUUUACAACGGAAUAUGUCGAAAUCGUGGACAACGUGCAGUGGUUCUGCGUUUGGGCAGCAAGUUAUUUCAUUGAACCCGCUUGGAUUGGAUUUGACUGGUUCGACACGGCUUUGACACCAUUGCUCCCUUUCGCUGUAAUUCUGCUGCUCAACGCUCUGACAGUCAGGCACAUUAUAGUGGCCAGUCGCGUCCGCAAGGCUCUGAGGAGUCAGAGCAAAGGGGAGAACCGCAAUGAUCCGGAGAUGGAGAGCAGGAGGCGGUCUAUGGUUUUACUCUUCAGCCUUUCCGGCAGCUUCAUUAUACUGUGGCUGACAAAUGUUGUAGACUUUGUUUACUAUCAGAUCACAGGAACAGGAACCGACCGCAAUGUCCAACAAUUUAUUUUCAACUAUGCCGGCCACUUGCUGCGGAAUUUCAGCUGCUGCACGAACACCUUUAUUUACAUGGCGACCCAGUGCAAGUUCAGGGAUGAGGUGAGGAGCGGGUUGAAAUAUCCAUUCACCAGGUUUCUCCAGUUCAUCAAUAAAGCCGCAUCCUAAAAACUGCUGACAGAGAGCGUCACUUGUGUAUGUCCACGUUCCACCGUCAAUGCCUCUUCCAGCCGAACGGAGCAUUCAACUGAUGGUCAGCACGGAUUCACCAGUCACCGGCCGCAGAUGCUUUGGCCUCACUCAUUUUUCAACUUAGUACCAAGGGGUUGCGGGUGCAUACUCCAAUGCACCCGCAAUCCACUGGGACUGCAACCUCUGACCGACAAUCCCUGGGGUGACCUAGGAGGUUGAAGGGUGUUCUUGGAGGCUGAUGGAUAAUCUACCAGGCUGAUGGAUGGUCUAAGAGGAUGGGAGCGUUCCUCACUCGAUCCACCUGCAUCACUUGAUUACACUGCCAAACGCUCACAGCUUCAUACAGCAAGGAAAUAGGUCCUUGGGCCCAACUCCUCCAUGUGGACCAAAAUACCCCAUCUGAGCUGUACCUGCAUUUUGACCAAUUUACUCUCCAACUCUUUCCUGUAUAAGUACGCGUCCAAUUGAGUUUCAAAUGUUGUUAUUGUACCUCCUGAUUGAAGCUCUUUCUAUUCCAGUCUGUGCGAAAAGAUUGCCCCUCAGACUCCUACCAAUUACUUCAAUUGUCACCUUAAACCUGUGCCAUCUGGUCCUUGAUUCCCCUACCCUAGAUUCACCCUGUCUAUUGCCUUCUAUAACCCUCAUUUGAUUUACCCCUCCCACACUUCUAGAUACCUUCUGCUUCCUUAAUCGCCCCUCAGCCUUGUAGAACGUCCAAGACAUUGUAGACCAAUGAGCUUCUCAAACCUUGCAGACCACCCAUCAACCUCGUAGACCACCCAUCAGCCUCGUAGAUCACCCUUCAGCCUCGUA